This is a messenger RNA of Sclerotinia sclerotiorum 1980 UF-70, 2469 nucleotides long. RefSeq lists its product with no specific name. NCBI's taxonomy places the organism in Eukaryota, Fungi, Ascomycota, Leotiomycetes, Helotiales, Sclerotiniaceae. The transcript is spliced from 3 exons. The record is from RefSeq and is a predicted model, not a curated record. Bases 1 to 2469 code for a protein of 822 amino acids.
AUGAUUGUAAGACCUACGCCUGUAUUGGCGUUGGGCGCCUGCAUUGCGGGCGCCCUGACGGCCGAGAUUAAGCAUGACCCUUCGCCACAGUCUUUGGAUACCAUACCUCCAAAUGAUCCUUUGGUAUCCCAAUCCAAAGUCCCAGCAGCUGGUCAUGUUUGGUUCGACUUCUCCCCCACAGCAGUCAAAAAUAUCCUUACUUCCUCAUCCACUUCUCCAUCCAAUUUCAAAGAUUUGAGCUCGCCUGAUGACCUCAAAAUUGCAAAGAGACAAGAGACUUGGUCACGCCCAGAGCUUGUGGGCAUCUCUAAUAGCGGUAAAUUCAAGAUGGACACACCCAAUAUGGGAAAGUUCGAUUGGGCUCGGAGAUACAAGGAUUGGGAGACUUUGGCGUUGCAAGAUUCUAACAGCGGAAAGAGUCUCUCGGCUCGUUACGGCGAAGAAAAGCUUGGCAAGCCUCAUUGGUUCUGCGAUCUCGACAAUGGCUGUACUGCAAUGCCAACUCCUCUUGAAGUUUUGGAAUUCGUGGAUGUAUCCGAACCUGGUAUGACAAGGGAUGAGAAAAUCGAAGAAGCUCAGGCUAGAUACUGGGCCGGUAUGAGCUACUAUUUGGUCUUCCGCUCCGGAACUCACACUAUCCAGAACGCACUUGCUCGCGCCCAGGACUUUGUACUGGCAAGAAUAGACAGCAUCAUCUACGACUUCACGAAACAAGACAACGUGGAGACGAUUCUCAAAUGCGAGAUUAAGAAAUGGUUCAUUAAUUUGGUAUAUCAAUACACUGGCAAGGCGUUAAGAAUAGGCAUGUCAAAGUUUGUCCAGGCUGAGGCAGGUCUCGACCCAAAAGACGCCAAACUCGAACCGCCCUCUUGGACAAGCCUUGAUAAGGCAAACCCAUUUAUGUUCACUGAAUUUUUGAAACAACUCUUGGAUUUUACAUUGCCAAUGGAGCACACUGUAGGGAAGGGUAAAAAGCACCCACAAGGUAACGAAGGAGAAUCUUCCAUUGAUUUCUUGCGCCUCACCAGUGAAUCAUACACAAGCGAUCUAUACUGCGGCCACAUGGAUGGAAUUGCUGGCACUGGAAACGACAAUAUGGCCCGUAUUGCCGACGCUGGCUUCCACAUAAGCGAAAUUAUGAAGCAGUAUAUGCAAAAUCUCAGUGAAGUAUUCAGGUCACUCAACGGAUUUAAAGAUGUUGAAGGAAUGGGCAAAACAAUGAGUGAUUGGAUGUUCAACGCCGACUACGAAGCUAUCAUCCGGAGACUCGACAGCAUUGAUAUCUCCAAAGAAGCUCAGAAUUUCAGUCAAAAGCUCUCAGGUUAUUUUAUUUCUGCUGCUUGGGCGAGUAACAAAUGUUACAUGAAAUGCCAAACUGAACUCAAUCGCGGAACCGUUAAUAAGAGAUGCCACGCUAAAAAGUUCGCCAGUGAAAGAUUCUGUCCUGAGGAUCAUCCUGAUACAUUGUGCCAAGUCAAUUGCUACACAAUGAUGGACUCAGGAAAUCACGAGAAGCAACUCAUCGGUUUGGAUAAACUUGCAAAACAUGGUUUUGACAUUGAGGAUAUCAAGAAAAAUUCUUGGGAAUACUCUCGGGAACUCAAAAAGCUCCACAAGCCUCAAUUGGAUUAUGUAAAUGGUAAGGAAUUCACAUUCAGCGGGGACAGGUCGGCUAUUACGCUUUCUGUAUCAACCAGCAAGACCAACAGAAUCGCCGAUAAACCCAGAAAAUCUCGAAAUUUCCCUUGUUUUAGCGGACAGGAUUAUAGAGGCAUGGAUACUGAAACCCAUUUGACGAACUUGGGUAUGGGAUUCGGCUCUACUGAUUGGGGAGAAGAAACAAAAGCAAACCCCCGUGCCUGGGAGAUGUUUCAGCAUCACUGCCCUGAACAAACACGUAAAAUGGCCCCUUUGACUCGCUACUUGAACAUAAUUUGCGGACAACAUCUCCUCUUCCCGGAAAAGACAGCGCGAGACGGACUCGUACAUCGUCGUGUUAUGAAACCGGAUAUUGAAGGAAAAAACCGUGAAGUCUGCCAAACCCUCCGCGAAAAGACCGAAAACAUGGAUGAAAACAUAGCAAACUAUCUCUUCUGCUCCGGCAGAUGGCCUGAAUCGUCAAAGAUUUUCUCCAACGAGAAAGGUUGGGUUUACACUGACUGGAAUUCUCGCUGGCAUCGUGGUUCCGGUUUGAAAUUCAUGUUGAGCCAUAAGUAUAGGUGUAUGAUCUAUAUGCUACAAAACAGGAAUUUCAAUGUAGGUGAGCAAUGGGCUAAUAUGGAUUGGCAUGCGGAUCCUACAAAGGUGGUAGAUGAUGGCGCUCAUGUUAAUGGCACGGUAUUGGCGCUGGAUGAUGAUGACGUCAAGGAUUUGGAGACUAUGCCUGAGGACAACCUCAGUAUGGAUCCAGCGGCGACAAAGGAGUUGAGACGCAAGCUCGCUGAGUAUGAAAAAAAUAAUAGAGGUUGA